CCAAGUUGUCUAAGUUAUUUCUUCGAGCACUUCGAGUGCAUAGGCCGAUACACAGUCCGAUUCUUCACCUCACUCGUGCCACAAUGGCUACCAACAGUGGUCGCGGCAAUCCCAUCGACGCCGCCGACGGUCCAAGUAAGACUGGAGAGGGUACUCCUCCUCCCCUAGCUACCAGUACCAAAGGUGCUGUAAAGGAAGCUGCGGGACAGGCAGACGGUGCUGGUGUGCAUGCCGGAGGACAAGAUGCAGGAGUUGUACCCGCGCCCAAGGUAAAGACCGAAAAGGAGCUGGAGAAGGAGCGCAAAAAGGCAGAGAAGGCAGCCAAGUUCGAACAAAAGAAGGCUAAAGCUGCUGCACCCGCUGCUUCCAAUGCCAAGGCCAAGGAGAAGAAGGUAAAGGCACCGAAAGCCGAAGAAGAGCCUCUUCCCCCUUAUGUCGAAGAAACCCCUCUCGGCGAGAAGAAGCGAUUAAGGCCCCUCGAUGACCCCCAACUAAAAGCCUACAACCCCGUCGCUGUCGAGAGCGCCUGGUACGAGUGGUGGGAGAAGUCUGGCUUUUUCAAGCCUGAGUUCACCCCUGAGGGCAAGGUCAAGGAGGCAGGGUCCUUCGUCAUCGUUAUCCCUCCCCCGAACGUGACGGGCGCUUUACACAUGGGCCACGCAUUGGGUAACUCUCUUCAGGAUGUUAUGAUCAGAUGGGCGCGUAUGAGUGGCAAGACUACUCUCUGGCUACCAGGCUGUGAUCACGCCGGUAUCAGCACCCAGAGCGUUGUGGAGAACAUGUUAUGGAGGCGGCAAGGAAAGACACGACACGACCUUGGUCGUAAGAAAUUCAUAGAGACUGUUUGGGAAUGGAAGGAAGACUACCACAAGCGCAUCAAUAAUGCCCAGCGCAAGAUGGGCGGUUCUACUGAUUGGAGUAGGGAGGCAUUCACUAUGGACAAGAACCUAAGUGCUGCCGUGACCGAGACUUUUGUCAAGCUUCAUGAAGAAGGCAUCAUCUAUCGCGCAAACCGCCUUGUGAACUGGUGCACCCAACUCAACACGGCGCUUUCCAACCUCGAGGUGGUCAAUAAGGAGUUAACUGGGCGAACAACACUGGAUGUUCCGGGAUACGACAAGAAGGUUGAAUUUGGUAUCAUUGUCCACUUCAAGUACCCAAUCGAAGGUUCCAACGAGACCAUCGAGGUUGCCACUACCCGUCCCGAGACCAUGCUAGGCGACACAGGCAUUGCCGUCCACCCCCAGGAUGAACGAUAUAAGCACCUUGUCGGCAAGAAUGCCGUUCACCCCUUUAUUGAGGGUCGCCUACUGCCGAUCGUGGCCGAUGACUACGUUGACAAGGAGUUCGGAACCGGUGCCGUAAAGAUCACACCGGCACACGACCCCAACGAUUUCGCAUUAGGCCAGAGGCACAACCUCGAGUUCAUCAACAUCCUAACGGACGAUGGGUUUAUGAAUGAAAACGCCGGGCCGUAUAAGGGCCAGAAGCGAUUCGACGUGAGGUAUACCAUUCAGGAGGCGCUAAAGGAGCGUGGGCUGUAUGUAGACAAGAAGGACAACCCCAUGAAGGUACCCCUCUGCGAAAAGUCCAAGGAUGUCAUUGAGCCCAUUAUGAAACCCCAGUGGUGGAUGAAGAUGAAGGGCCUGGCCGGCGAGGCUAUCAAGGUCGUGAAAGAAGGCAAGAUUAAUAUCAAGCCCGAGACUGCCGAAAGGAGCUACUACAGAUGGAUGGAGGACAUCAACGAUUGGUGUCUCUCGCGUCAACUCUGGUGGGGUCAUCAAUGUCCCGUCUACUUCGCCAACAUUGAGGGCGAGACUGGCGAUCAGGCGGACGACAACUUGUGGUUUUCUGGUCGCACGGAGGAAGAAGCACAAGCAAAGGCCGAAAAAGCUCUACCAGGAAAGAAAUUCACCUUGGAGCGGGAUGAGGAUGUCCUUGAUACGUGGUUUUCUUCCGGACAAUGGCCGUAUUCCACACUUGGCUGGCCGAAUCAGACUCACGACCUACAGAACCUCUACCCGACCAGCAUCCUCGAGACUGGUUGGGAUAUUCUAUUCUUCUGGAUCGCGAGAAUGAUCAUGCUUGGCCUCAAGAUGACUGGGGAAAUUCCGUUCCAUGAGGUGUACUGCCACUCUCUCGUCAGAGAUUCUGACGGAAGAAAGAUGUCCAAAUCUCUAGGUAAUGUCAUCGAUCCUCUCGAUGUCAUUAGCGGAAUUCCCCUUGAACAACUUCACGACAAACUGGCUCUUGGAAACUUACAUCCUAGCGAAGUCGAGAAGGCCAAGAAAUACCAGAAGACAGCCUUCCCAGAUGGCAUACCACAGUGCGGAGCGGAUGCCCUUCGAUUCUGUAUGAUCAACUAUACUACUGGUGGCGGAGACAUCAACUUCGACAUCAAGGUUAUGCACGGCUACAGGAAAUUCUGUAACAAGAUCUACCAAGCUACAAAAUUCGUGCUAGGUAAACUAGACCAGGACUUCGUCCCUCAGAAGACAGAGAAGCUUACCGGCAAGGAAUCUCUUGCCGAGAAGUGGAUCCUUCACAAGAUGAACACAGCUGCCAAGGAAAUCAACGAGUCUAUUGCUGGCCGAGAAUUCAACAAAUCAACGGCGACGGUGUAUCAAUACUGGUAUAGUCAUCUCUGCGAUGUAUACAUUGAGAACUCCAAAGCUCUCAUCCAGGAUGGUACCGAGGACGAGAAGCGCUCAGCUGUUGACACGCUAUACACAGCUCUUGACAACGCGCUGAGACUGAUUCACCCCUUUAUGCCAUUCCUGACGGAAGAAUUAUGGCAACGCCUUCCGCGACGACCUGGUGAUGAGACGCAGUCGAUUAUGCUGGCGAAAUACCCUCUAUAUAAUCCAGAGUUCGAUAACCCUUCAGCCGAGGCUGCUUACGAACUCGUCCUAGGAUGUUCCAGGGGUAUCCGGUCGUUGACAACUGAGUAUGCACUCAAGGACGAAGCUAAAGUCUUCGUCCAAACAUACGAUGAUACAGCCCACCAAACCGCCGUAGAGCAGGUCCAGUCCAUCAAAUCCCUAAGCGGCAAAGGCGUGACCAGCAUAGAAGUUAUCCCGGGCUCGGACGCCCGUCCCGCGGGUUGCGUCGCGUUCCCCGUCUCCAGCGCCGCCGCCGUCUUCCUGCACGUAAAGGGCCGCGUCAACCUCGACGACGAGAUCUCCAAGGCCAACAAGAAGCUCGACAAGACCCGCGCCGCCAUCAACAAGCAGCAGAAGCUCCUCGCCGACCCAGGCUACCAGCAGAAGGUCGCCGCCGCCCUCCAGGAGGCUGACAAGAAAAGGCUUGCGGAUCUUGAGUCCGAGGCGAAUAGCUUCACGCAGACUAUUAGGCAGUUUGAGAGCUUGAAGUUGGAGUAGUGGUGCUGUGCAGAGGUUGUUACCAGGCUGGAAUACCUAAAGGGAUUUCGGAGAUAUAUGAUGACGGAUGGGGAGGGAAGGGGAGAGAUGUCACGAGCUACUCAGAUGAGGUGGGUGGGUUGAUGAAUGAAGAAAUAAAUACCGGAUAGGUACCACCUACCUACCUAAAUAAACAAAUAGAUGAAUGGAUUACGGGUCGAUCGAUAUUCGAGCUUUGGAACCGUUUUGCAAUUGAAUCUGUGAUAUUGAUGGUCGAGUUCUUUGUGUAGGUGUGUACCUAUAUCAGUAGCAUGGGCCUUGAUGCUAGUAACCUUAGAUUUAUGUUGCUUCUACCAUUGCUGCUACUAUUACUGUUACUCUAUUGAAGUAGGACCGUAGCCAUUGCCACCCAAGUACCUAGGUAUCUAGUAGCCCAGGCUCAAGACUCAAGACAGGCGAGCAGAUACACACAUAGGUAGGUACCUAAGGUAGGCACUCGUAACAAACCAUACAAGAUGCGUUAGAUGGAUCUUUAUUGCUGGUAUAGGUAGGUAGGUAUCUCCCAAGUCUUUUACACAACAACCCCU
This is a messenger RNA of Hypoxylon fragiforme, 3946 nucleotides long. Its product is annotated as tRNA synthetases class I-domain-containing protein. Lineage: Eukaryota; Fungi; Ascomycota; Sordariomycetes; Xylariales; Hypoxylaceae. The record is from RefSeq and is a predicted model, not a curated record. Gene Ontology annotation, cellular component: cytoplasm; cytosol. The transcript has 3 exons. The coding region runs from base 84 to 3380 and encodes 1098 amino acids. Gene Ontology annotation, biological process: valyl-tRNA aminoacylation. Gene Ontology annotation, molecular function: valine-tRNA ligase activity; ATP binding; aminoacyl-tRNA deacylase activity.